This is a messenger RNA of Erpetoichthys calabaricus (reedfish), 3511 nucleotides long. It is a transcript of the gene fbxl17, whose product is annotated as F-box and leucine-rich repeat protein 17. Bases 242 to 2002 code for a protein of 586 amino acids. The record is from RefSeq and is a predicted model, not a curated record. NCBI's taxonomy places the organism in Eukaryota, Metazoa, Chordata, Cladistia, Polypteriformes, Polypteridae. Gene Ontology annotation, molecular function: protein binding. The transcript has 10 exons. Gene Ontology annotation, cellular component: SCF ubiquitin ligase complex. Gene Ontology annotation, biological process: SCF-dependent proteasomal ubiquitin-dependent protein catabolic process.
AAACCAUGGGCGGGACUUCCGGUCCAUUUCUUAUUCCGGAACACUAGCUGCGCACCUUGAACAACAUAAUGUGGAUAUUAUGACUUAAACGAGUGCAGUUCUCAAUGGUGCUUAUAGAAUACCUUUUGAAACUUGCAGACGUGUUGACCUUUUUUUAGACGUGGAUUAUGAGAGCGGGCCGCUGCCGGGUGGAGUUCAGGACUGGCGUGAACUGGUGAGCAAACCCCGCCUAGGCAUCUAUAUGGGCCAUCUUCUUUCGAAAAAUGGUAAUCGUGUGAAGAAGAGAAAACGAAAGCUGAGGAAGAACUGCUUCUUACAUGGGCCCUGCAUGUUAUGUUUUAUUGUCCACAACACCAGCAGCAUAGACGAGGACUGUCUUGAGAGUGCUUCAAAACUUGCAGAGCGUUACGCUACCCUCAGCUCUCCGGAAGAUUGUGCAAAGUUUCUCUUGUCUCCGAAGGAGCUAGCUAUCUGGGAGGAACAAGGCAAAAGCUUGCUCUCAAGUGUUCCUGCCAAGUUAAUUGGACCACAGCUUUUCCGGACUGUCUCGAGUGAAUACUCCGAGAUGGUCUGCAAACGCAAGUGCACAGGUGUGCAGAAAUGCACUCCUUGUAAACAGCCGCGUUGCACUUUCCAGGAGGUGACAGAGGGCAGUAUUGCUGGUGAUCCGGAGCCACAGUGCCGCAUUCAUCUAUGUCCUUUACCUUCUUCAUCCUCUGAAUGUUCCAGUAUUGGGCUGCAGGUAGAUUUGGGUGAGGGCCCUGAAUCUGCCCAGAGUCAGAGCUCUUCUUUGAUUAGUGAAAUUGUCUCUCAGGAGAACAGGCGAGAACUUAAAGUAUGUGAAACUGACCCUCCAAAUAUAAAUCAGCUUCCUUCUUCCAUUCUGUUAAAGAUAUUUUCUCAUCUUUCUGUGAAAGAACGUUGCCUUUCUGCAUCAUUAGUCUGCAAAUACUGGUGUGAUCUGUGUUUAGAUUUUCAGUUUUGGAAGCAGAUUGACCUUAGUGGUCGCCAACAGGUCAAUGAUGAUCUCCUUAUAAAAAUUGCAUCCCGAAGACAAAAUGUUACUGAAAUAAAUAUUUCUGAUUGUCGCAAUAUUUUGGACAACGGCCUCUGCACAUUAGCCUCACAGUGCCCAAGGCUUCUCAAAUACACUGGCUAUCGAUGCAAACAACUAAGUGACCUCUCCCUUACUGCAAUUUCUGAGCACUGUCCUCACCUACAGAAGGUGCAUGUGGGAAACCAGGACAAACUUACAGAUGACGCUCUUAAACAGUUGGGACAACACUGUUCAGAGCUGAAAGAUGUUCAUUUUGGUCAGUGCUACAGAAUAACUGAUGAAGGCAUGGUGGCAUUAGCCAAAGGCUGUUCCAAACUUCAGAGAAUUUAUAUGCAGGAAAACAAACUGGUGACAGAUAAAUCAGUGAAAGCAUUUGCAGAACACUGUCCGGAGCUUCAAUUUGUUGGGUUUAUGGGCUGCUCGGUUUCAUCCCAAGGGGUCAUCCACCUCACCAAACUGAAGAACCUGUGCAACUUGGACUUGCGACACAUCUCAGAGCUUAAUAAUGAAACAGUGAUGGAAAUCGUGAAGAAGUGCAAGAGUCUGACCUCCCUUAACCUUUGCUUGAACUGGAGCAUCAAUGACAGAUGUGUGGAAUUUAUAGCAAAAGAAGGCCGGAGUCUAAAAGAACUUUAUUUAGUGUCUUGUAAGAUUACAGACUAUGCUUUAAUAGCCAUUGGCCAGUACAGCUCAACCAUAGAAACUGUGGAUGCAGGAUGGUGUAAAGAGAUCACGGAUCAGGGAGCCACUCAGAUAGCUAAAAGCAGCAAGUCCCUCAGGUACCUGGGGCUGAUGAGGUGUGAUAAGGUUAAUGAGGAAACGGUGGAGCAGCUAGUCCAGCAGUAUCCCCAUAUUACGUUCAGCACCGUAAUGCAGGACUGCAAGAGGACCCUGGAGCGAGCAUAUCAGAUGGGCUGGAUACCGAACACAUCAACGUCCUCAUAGCCUGACAUAAAUGAAAAUGUCAGAUUUGUUAUAUCGCUUUUGGAUAGAGUCAGUUGUUUUCUUUCUGAUGUGCUAAUGUUAGACUUUUUCCCCUUUCCUGUCAUUAUACUUUUUAAAUUCUAUAGAAGCCAUAAUAAGUUAUGAGUUUGAAGGAACGUAAUAUAACUACAAAUAUAAGAUUUAAAAAAAAACAAUUAGGGCAGCAGAAAUCUGAGUGUGAAAAAGCUUGUGCUUAUUCAGUGCUGUCAGGCUGACACAUGUUCUCUAUAUUCACUGACAUGUUUUCAUUGGUGCAUAAAAUAAAUACCUUAACAUUGUUCAGAAGCUUAUUUUGAUUAUGUUUGGAAUGUAUUUUAUUUUCUUUACAAAGAAUCAUUAUUGUUAAAUCUUUUGUAACUUUUAUUCUCAUACAUCUGAAUUCAGUGGGUAGCCUGUGCUAUGAAUUGGCAACUAUAGCAGUUUACAAGAUCGCUGACAGUAAUGCCAUGCAACGGGCUCAUUCUGAUUAUAGAACUUUUGCAUAUGCUCACAUUUGUCUUAUCAUAUGUAGCAUUUGCAACUUGAGCAGUUUUUAUUAUCUAGUUAUAAAAAUAAAACCCUGGUUUGUUCAAAACUGGAGACAUGCAGACAUUAUUAUUUUUUAAUAAUGUAUUAAUUGUUUUUCUUCAGUCUGUUAUUUAGUGAUCAUAAACACUAUACCCAUGGGCAAGAUAUGUGGAAGAGCAAUUUUUGGGGAGACAAAAAUGCAACCAAAAUUGUGUUUUUGAUUGUAGUAAAGUAUUUUAUGUAAAGCUUAUUAUUAUCUGUAAAAUGACAGAUUAUUUGCAUUUGCAUACUGGUCAGUAGAAUUGCUUCUCAGUUAUCCGGUUCUCAGUUUUAUAUAUUUCUCUGCACCUACAAAUUUGAAAGAAAAUCCAGAUUUGAAAUUUACUCACAGCCAUCGAGCAUCUUGUCAUUCUGCUUCGGAUGUAUUGACAAUGUAGAACUGCCAUGGAGGAUAGAUGUUUGUGUCAUUAUGAAGUAAUUUCACCAUUGUUAUUUUUUAAACUUCUUAGAUGUGAUUUUUAAUGUCAAAGCAGAACUCUCCAAUGACAUGGUAUCAACAUUUUUCUCGGUAAAAACUUUUUUAACUUGUAUACCUAAUUAAGACUACUUUCUGCAAAUAAAAGUCCCUUUAAUAUGUUGCAAAGUACAAUAUCUUAUACUUCAGACUGAUUUGUUAAAGAUUUUCCUGGAAAUUUGCAAGCCCAUUCAAAUGUAAUGUUUUUCACCAAGGGCUAUAAGUAAAUUCUAACAACCCAGUAAAGUCACUGUGUAUAUCAUUACACUUUUGUAUCAGAAAAUAAUGUGUUUCCACUAUACUUGAAUUACGUAUUGACUUGUGGAACUGAUGUUAGCUGUAUUGGGUAAAACUUUCUAUAUCAAAAAAAAAAGAACUUCAUGAACUGACUACACUUCUCGUGUCUUUCUUUUUUGUCAAAUAAAAGCUUGCUAGUGAAUUGAUGACCA